AUACUGAAAGUCAUCGCGGGGAGGAACUCUUCAAAGCUUUUGUAUCUCACAAAGAUCUUGGCUUUUUCAUUGUGUUGCUGCAUUCCAGUGACCUUGCGGGUUGCCAUUAUUUGCUCUGAACGUGCGCGUUGUCAAUCGUCCUGAUUUUUAACUGGUUUUGUCCGUUUGUAGUAUCGUGUUUAAAAAAUAUCCAGAAUUUUAAUUUGCAAUAAGAUUUAAAAGCAAUGGACUACACUGGAAAACCAGUUCGCUCCUACCCCAGAAUGUCCGACGAUCAGCAGCAGCCAGAGUUCAGUGGCGGUCGAAUUCGAGCACGUGGCUUCGUAGGGGCGUCACGUGGUGGACGGAACGGUAACGGGCGGCCCAGUGGAGGUGGCGGAGGAUGGCCGGGCUCGGAACAGCACCGCGGCCAGAUUGGCAGCUUUCAGCACCGCCAGCAACAGUUUCAGAACUAUGGUGCCGGUCGGUCACCGGGACCACAGUCGCCUUACGGCGGGGGUGAAGCUGGUCCGGUUGAGGAGGUUUCCGCGCUGGUGAGGCAGUCGUCUCCGAGUGUGCACAGAUCUUCGGAGAGGGCGUUCCAGCGGGGAGGUGGUGCGGCGGGUGGACGGGGUGGGAUGCGCGGGAAUCGGUACCUGCCGGAGAUUGUGAUUACGCGGAAGCCUGGGGACGCGCAGAGCAAGCAGGGGAAGUUGGGGACGCCGGUUUUACUACAGACGAACUAUUUCAAGGUGAUACGGCAAGGGGAUGAGCGGUUGUAUUUGUACCGGGUUGAUUUUACGCCGCCGGUGGAAACGAGGAAGGCCCAGAAUUCGAUCAUGUUCACGCUGAAGCCUCAAAUUGGGGGCUAUUUGUUUGACGGAACACAGCUGUUCACGCGGAACAAGUUGUGCGAUGAAGAGAUUCAGUAUAACACAAAGUACAACGCGACCAAUGACGACUACACGGUGAAGCUGCGUAGAGUUGGAGUGGUCGAAGGGACGAACGAGGCCGCCUUUCAGGUGUACAACCUGAUGAACCGCAAGGCCAUGGGAGGUCUCAAGCUGCAGCUAAUCGGGCGCAACUUUUUCGAUCCGGACGCGAAGGUCAACCUGGCACAGUACAAAAUUGAUCUCUACCCGGGCUACAUUACCAGCAUCCGACAGCACGAGACGGAUGUCCUGAUGUGUGCCGAACUGACCCACAAGGUAAUGCGUACGGACACGUGCUUCGACCUGUUUGAGAAGUGCAUGCACCAGCGGGGCAACUUCCAGGAUAACUACAAGCGCGAGAUCAUCGGGUCGACCGUAAUGACCACGUACGGGAGCAACAAAACGUACGUCGUGAACGAUGUUGACUUCAGCAUGUCACCGCAGAGCACGUUCGAGACGAAAAAUGGCCCGAUUACGUUUUUGCAGUAUUUCCGCGAUCGGUACAACGUAACGAUCAAGGACAAGGGCCAACCGAUGUUGAUUUCGCGCUCGAAGGCGCGGGAUAUCCGGGCGGGUAUGCCGGAGUUGAUCAUACUGGUUCCGGAGCUGUCGCGAAUCACUGGGCUGUCGGACGAGAUGAGGCGUGAUUUUCAAUUAAUGCGCGGCCUUGCGGAGCACACGCGCCUCGCCCCGGACCGUCGAAUCGCCCGCCUGGAGGCUUUCAACCAGAGGCUGCAGUACUGCAAGGAUAGCGCCGACAUCUUCCGCUUCUGGAAAACCGAACUGGAUCGACGGCUGGUGGAGGUGCAGGGACGCGUCCUCCCUCCGGAAACGAUCUUCUUCCAUCCCGAGAGUGAGCAAUAUAAAAUGUCAGCCGGGGACACGGCCGAGUGGCAGAUGGCAUUCCGGAACAAUCCGAUGUUUCUGACGGUAUCGCUGACCAACUGGGCCAUCGUAAUUCCCGGCAACAAUCAGAAGAAUGUGAACGACUUCUUGGGCUGUCUAUACCAGGCAUCGCGGCAGAUGCAUUUCCUGGUUGAGGAGCCUCAAUUCGUUCCGAUUCAUAACGAUUCCCCGGUGGUCUAUAUGGAGACGUUGAACCAGCUGGUUCAGAGGGACCCCCAGCUGAUCAUGUGCAUUGUAACAAAUGACAAAGUGGACCGGUACGCGGCCAUCAAGAAGAAGUGCUGUGUUGAUCGAGCCGUACCGACGCAGGUAAUCAAGUGCAAGACAAUCACUCCGAAAGGUGGUAACCCACGCACGCUGAUGUCCGUCGCGACCAAGGUGGCGAUCCAGCUCAACUGUAAACUCGGUGGAAUCCCGUGGAUUGUCAAGAGUCCGCUGUUGUCGGUGAUGUGCCUCGGCUUCGACGUCUGUCGUGACACCAAAGACCGGAACAAGACGUACGGCGCGUUGGUAGCGGCCAUGUAUCACGGUAAGCACCGUUACCACCCGAACUUCUACUCGACCGUGAACCAGCACGCUAACGGAGCAGAACUGUCCGACUCACUGGCCCUGAACGUCGUCAAGGCACUGCGGGCGUAUCAAAAGCAGUUCGAAAACAAUCUCCCCGGCCGGAUCGUUGUGUACCGGGACGGAGUCGGCGACGGAGAUCUGCAGUACGUGCACGAGUACGAAGUGGGCGCCAUCAGGGACAAGAUUGAAUCUCUCUACAAAGCCUGUGGCUUGGAGGCCAAGUUCUGCUUCAUCGUCGUGAGCAAGCGCAUCAACACGCGCCUAUUUAACCGCAGGCAGAACCCCGUGCCCGGAACCAUCGUAGACGACGUGAUCACACUUCCUGAACGCAACGACUUCUACCUGAUUUCCCAGAAUGUCCGCCAGGGCACCGUCUCGCCCACCUCGUACAACGUGCUCUACAACGGGGUUGGGCUGGACGCGGACAAGCUGCAGCAGUACUCGUUCAAGCAGACGCACAUGUACUACAACUGGUCCGGUACGGUGCAGGUGCCAGCCGUGUGUCAGUACGCGCACAAGUUGGCAGCCCUGGCUGGGCAGUACCUGCACCAGCCGCCGAGCACGUGGCUGGAGAAGAAGUUGUACUUUUUGUAAGACAAACUAGAAAUCUCAUCGCAACCUGACGAAUCAAAAGAUCUUUUUUAUAUAUGUUUUGCAUGUAUUGUUUAAAAACACAGUGUCAUAUGUGUUGAUUUUAGGAAUAAAGAGUUUUUAAGUGGAAA
Messenger RNA from Culex pipiens pallens (northern house mosquito), 3109 nucleotides. Its product is annotated as protein aubergine-like. Gene Ontology annotation, cellular component: P granule. Gene Ontology annotation, biological process: regulatory ncRNA-mediated gene silencing. Gene Ontology annotation, molecular function: piRNA binding; protein binding. Lineage: Eukaryota; Metazoa; Arthropoda; Insecta; Diptera; Culicidae. The coding region runs from base 225 to 2981 and encodes 918 amino acids. The transcript has 5 exons. The record is from RefSeq and is a predicted model, not a curated record.